Schistocerca gregaria is the source of this 3605-nucleotide messenger RNA. RefSeq lists its product as uncharacterized. Gene Ontology annotation, cellular component: nucleus; cytoplasm. The coding region runs from base 97 to 2490 and encodes 797 amino acids. The record is from RefSeq and is a predicted model, not a curated record. Lineage: Eukaryota; Metazoa; Arthropoda; Insecta; Orthoptera; Acrididae. The transcript has 17 exons. Gene Ontology annotation, molecular function: protein serine/threonine phosphatase activity.
ACCUUCUCUUGUUCGCACACUGCGACACCUACAAAAACUCAGAGACUUUAGUAUUGCAGAGAGAAAUUUACAGUCGUGUAAACGAUUUACGUCAAAAUGUCCGAGCGUAUUUCGGAACUGUGUGAUGUUGUAUCGGCGGUCUUGUAUGCACCGGAGGACAAUUCGUUUCUACUAACAGUCGAUCCUCAGUCGAAAGAACUGUGGAUUCCAUCAACCAAAGUAGGCGAACAGGAAUGUUCUUGGCGCAUCCUGAUGCGCAAAUUUAUCAAACAGAGCUACCAGUUUGAACCUGAGUCUGAAGAAUUAUUGAAAGUAGUCAAAGUUUGGCAACCCACACCAUUUUGUGAGAUGUUGCAUACAGUAUUCAAGGUUCAAGUGGCUCCAGAGGCGAAAAAGAAGCUGUUAAAGAAACCAAAUGUUCGAUGGGUACAAGGUGAUGAAAUGAGUUCUACUAAGUCUGUCAUAGAUAAUUUGAAAGGGACAGAAAUUAUUCAACUUUUUAACAUGGUUAGAGGACAGUUUAAACCUCCAAAUUAUCCUGAAUCACCAUUGAUUAGUUUUCCUGAUGGCCCAUGGGAAUCAUUGUUGGAAGAUAGGUUUUUGAGCACAUUUACAGAAAUCUGUGAACAUCAUCUACUGGUAGUGCCAGAACGUAAAACAAGUGCUGCAACAAAUGAAGUACUUAUUGAAGCUGCAUCAUUGUCAAAGAAAGAUCAAGAAAAUUUAUUCAGAGAGUUUAUGUUACACACUUUUCCAAGUGUGUAUAUGAGCAGGGCAGCCUUUACAAGAUUCAUGAUUCGCUUGGGAUGGAAUGCAGAUGAGGCACAGAAUUUGUUCCGGUCAGCUGACAUUUACAACAGAUCAUCGCUGUCAUUUAGAGAUUUUCUCUACAUCAUAGCAGCAUUAGAGCCCAUGACAUCUCAUGUAGGAGCUGCAGCAGAAAUUCGUUGCCGUUACAUCUACCGAUUUUUUUCUAAGCGUCAAGGUGAUGGAAUGGAUUUUGAAGACUUCACUAAGCUUAUUGAAGCUCUGCAGAAUUGCAAGAAUCAAAAUGCAACUGCUGCAGUAGUAGCACAAGAAGCUGAUAAAAUCAUCAAGUCAAUGAAUCUGACACCUCAAUCAACAAUAAAUAUGAACGCUUUUCUCCUAGCAGUUGGUUCCCUCAAAAUACGUGGAGCUUCCUCUCUGUUACGCUCUCCAAAAUCUGUUUUAACAACAGUUAAGGAAACGCGGGAUUCUUCAGAGAAACAGUCACAGAAACAUGGGCUUCAAGUUGGACCUAUAAUUGGAGAUAAUCUUGGAGGUGUUGCUGUGCAGAGAAGAGGAGAAUAUGAUUUUGCUGUUCAUUCCAUUAAGCUGAAGAAAACAGGAAUUUCAUUCCAGAACAUAUGUAAAUUCUGGUCUCUUGAGGGUUCAGUGAGCAAAUCCAGCAGUAAUGUUUCCAAGACUCAGUUACUUAGGCCUUUGUCUGUAACUACAUUCACAAAAAGUUUUCCUCCUAAUGAAAUUUUAAGGGGACUUGGAUACUUCAGUGAAGGAACUGUAGAUUCCAAAGGAAAAAGGAAAGAGCCCUUUACCUGGGGUAAAAUAGAUCCUACUGGUUUUGGUAAAGCUAUGGUCACUAUUUGUGAGAUGGUAUGUGAUGUUUUCAGACAAGAACCACGGUUGUUGGAACUAACCUCUCCUGUCUUCGUACUUGGAGACCUUCAUGGAAAUUUCCCUGAUCUUAUCAAUUUUGAGAAGACAUUAUGGGGUCUUGGUCCAACACUUACACCAAGUUGUUUCUUAUUUCUUGGAGACUAUGUUGACAGAGGGGCUUACAGUGUUGAGGUUAUAGCUUAUCUUUUUGCUUAUAAAGUUCAGAAUCCAAAGCGGAUAUGGCUUCUCAGAGGAAAUCAUGAGAUCAGAGAAGUACAAUUGAGGUACACAUUCCUCAAAGAAGCAACAACAAAAUUUGGAGAAACUUUAGGAAAACAAGUGUGGCAAUCAGUAAACUUGGCAUUUGAUGCUUUACCAUUAGCUGCUGUUAUUGAUGACAGGAUUUUCUGUGCUCAUGGAGGCAUCCCUCCACCCUGGUCAUGUCCUGUGGUCUCAGCCAUCAACAGCAUCCCUUGUCCUCUUCCCAGGCCAGAUGAACAAAGUCUGUUAGCCUGGGAACUUAUGUGGAACGACCCUAUAAAGAAAGAUAUAAUGGAUGAGGAACUUUCAAUGGAGCUGCUGGCAAAUAGUGGAUUUGCAGCUAAUCGCAAAAGAGGAACAGCCCACAUAUUUGACGUUCAUGCACUGGAGAAAUUCCUUCUUGUAAAUGGAUUUACACAUGUCAUUAGAGCCCAUGAAGUUCAGCAUUCAGGAUUCAAGAUUGAACAAAAUGGCAAAUUGGUGACUGUCUUUUCUUCAUCACACUACUGUGGUGCUUCAAAUUCAGCAGCCUGUGUUCUCUGUUAUCACUCAGUAAUACGGUUUUUUCAACUUGAUUCAGCUGACUUAUGAAUUAAAUCAUCUCACUUGAUUUCUUUCUGCAGUUACUUGAAAUGGACUGGAUAUAAAUUGUCAGUGUCAACCUAACAUGAUCAAUAUAUGAAUUAACAUAUCUCUGAGCUGUACAGGGGUGAACAGUGAAAACUGAUAAAAAUGAAAAUGUAUGAUGACAGAAAAAAACAUAUUUUAGUAAAGUUGCGUUUGCAAACAAGCCAUUUGCAAAAUAAUUGAAUCGGUCGGAGCUGAAAGGUAUCAAGUCCAAAUUGCGUAUUUUGUUUUGUUGAACAUCGUGAAUUACUUGGACGAUUUAAACAGCACUGAAAAGCAUUAACGCAUUAAGUACUAAAUUAAUUUUUUAAACAAAUUGAAUUUUUUAUUCCUUAAUUAUAAUGUAGAUAGUGUAUGAACCACAAUAAGUACAAAAAUAGCGAAAGAAUAUUUAUACAUGCCGAUAUAAUGGCCAUCCUCAAAAUAGGACACUGGGAUCUAACAGUAUCGUAUAGCGUACUAAACUGUAUUCUAGUCUCAGCUAUUUACUUCUUGUGAAACGCUACAAUCCACUCAACACACAGUGUUACACGUUAUUUAACACAAUAUGUUUUUGGUUUCCUGUUGCAUUUAGCUCUUACACAUCUUCUUUGCAUGCUUCUUAUGUCAAUAACAUGACCAAUUCCACCAAACCUGAUGUCAGGUAUCACUCUCAACUGACUUGAUGGGUAUUCCAUUGUACGUCCAAUAUUCAGUCUUCCAGUGUCCAAUUUCAGGUACGUAACUGUAACAGCACGUCUGCAAUCCAGUAAAUCCUGUGCAUUUUUCCCAUGUACUAGUCUGUAGAAGAGUCAGGCAUUCACGAGGGCCAUUUCCUGCAAACGUGUAAUAGGACCCAGUACAAUUUUUUUCCCUCUAAUUAUCGUCGCAUAUUUUCCAAUUAACCAGUCAUGGUGGUCAACACAUCCCAUGUACACGUUACAUGACUUCAAAACGGCAGCUUGUCUUCUUACUUGCCUGUCUACUGUACCGCGUAGCUGCUCCCAAAGGUUCAACUUGGUCAAAAUUUGUAUCAGUUGUACGCAUCUGUUGUCGUGCCAUCGAACAAACUUCACCAUUCCUGUCGAACUGGUAGUCAU